Messenger RNA from Nematostella vectensis (starlet sea anemone), 1972 nucleotides. RefSeq names its product dipeptidase 1. The record is from RefSeq and is a predicted model, not a curated record. NCBI's taxonomy places the organism in Eukaryota, Metazoa, Cnidaria, Anthozoa, Actiniaria, Edwardsiidae. Bases 183 to 1385 code for a protein of 400 amino acids. Gene Ontology annotation, biological process: proteolysis. Gene Ontology annotation, molecular function: metallodipeptidase activity. The transcript is spliced from 11 exons.
UGAUUGGCAGUAGACAGAUCAAUAUCCGGGAGCUUGCAAACAACACUGGCGUCAUAAACUCAGCAAGGCCCGAACGGUCUGGAGAUGUGAGCUUAUUUCAGAUCUAAUUCUUGGUCAGAGAAUUGGUGAAGUACCAGUGAAAACCCACCUUUGUUCUUUUGCACCGAGUCGCGCCAAAUAUCAUGAAUAGGAAAAAGCUACUAAUUGGGAUCGCUGUGGUUGUGGUAUUGGUGAUCGUGGUAGCGGUACCAUGUGCAGUGUUGCUGAAUAAAAAAAAAGACGAGGAAAAAACAUACGAGCAGCGAGUUGCCGCUAUACUGGCGGACACACCACUGAUAGACGGCCAUAACGACAUACCAUGGCAGAUGAGAAAAUAUUACAUGAACCGACUGGAAAACAUCACCCUUGACACAGGUAGCCCAGAACUACACACAGAUAUCCCACGCUUGCGAAAAGGCAAAGUCGGCGGCCAGUUCUGGUCAGCGUUCGUCUCAUGUAGCAACCAAUACAAGAACUCUGUUCGUCUGUUUGUGGAGCAAAUAGAUGUGAUACAUCGCCUAGCAGCCAAGUACCAAAAAGACCUAGAAUUCGUCACCACCGCGCAAGGCAUUCUGGAUGCUUACAAAGCGGGUAAAAUUGCAUCAUUGGUCGGAAUCGAGGGAGGCCACGCUAUUGACAGCAGCCUCGAUACGCUACGGAUGAUGUAUGAGAUGGGAGGACGCUACAUGACGCUGACGCACGGAUGUCACACACCAUGGGCAGAUUCCUGUUCUCCAGCGGUCCCCCUUAACAAUGGGUUGAGUGACUUUGGCAAGGAUGUCAUCCGGGAGAUGAAUCGCCUUGGCAUGUUUGUCGACAUUAGUCACGUGACUACAAAGACAAUGCACGAUGUGCUUGACAUCAGCAAGGCACCAGUUAUCUUCAGCCACUCGUCGGCUUUUGCUAUCUGCAACACCUCACGGAAUGUACCUGAUGACGUUCUCAAGAGAAUGCCAACAAAUGGUGGUGUGGUCAUGGUAAACUUCUAUAACAAUUUCGUCACCUGCAAAAAAGAGGCAACACUUAGUGAUGUGGCUGAUCACUUUGACCACAUCAAGAAAAUCGCCGGCGUCGAUUACAUCGGGUUUGGUGCUGACUACGACGGAGUUUCAAGGGUGCCCACGGGCCUGGAGGACGUAUCAAAGUACCCUGACCUGAUGGUCGAGCUUCUCAAACGAGGGUACUCUGACCAGGACUUGGCGAAGAUCGCGGGCGGCAAUCUUAUCCGAGCUAUGAAAAAAAUGGAACAGGUCGCCAAGGAACUCCAGACUAGCGUCAAGCCGUAUGAUAGUUUCAUCGUUGUAAACAAGACCUGUCGACCUAAUUAUUACAAGGACGUCUUUUAAUCAAAUUACCAAGCUAUGAGGGUCAGAUUUUUUUAUGAAGAGUUAUAAAGGAACUUUAGGAAAAUUAGGUUACAAUGCUGAAUAAGAAGAUGCAAGUUCAUUUGUACUCCUUUCAGAAAACACAAUAAAGACAGCUCAGUCAGUAUUUUUUUAAUCUGAAGCCCUCGCUUUAUGAGCAAUGACCACAGCUAAAAUCAUAUUUGAUACAAGAGAAUACAGCGUCAAAAAAAAAAAAUACAAAAGAUACUUUAUAGUGCGGCGUGCGUUUCCAAAGUUUUAAGAGAGUAAAAAAAAUCGCUAGGGUUAUCUUUGACUUUGAGGUUUUUGGCAUUUUUAUUUUUAUUUAGUAAUCUGGAGAAGCUAAAAGGAAAAAACUUAUUAAAGAAUAGAAAACGCACGGACAAAGUUUAUAUAGGUUUUUAUAGCUUUUACAUAAUUUUACAAGAAAUUGGUCGAUCUUUUUAUGUUUCGAUCUUGUCAAUUUGUAAUCCUGGAAAUAUCCAAAUAGAAUAAAAAAGGUCUUAAGUCUGUUUUGUAUACUGGAGAAUAUCUAUUUAUGAGUGUUUAUUAAAAUCCUUGUCUUGCAA